AUGUCGGAAUCUGUUCUUCAAGCCGAGCUGGCAGUCGCCAAGGCGCGGUUAGCUCUGGCCCAGGCCCAGGAAGCCGCCCGCGCUCAAGUUGCGGCGGCGGUUGACGCAUCAUCGACACACAAGGCAACAGAGUCGGGCAAAGCUGCUAACGAUAAGCAGGACUGUGCGUCGACGCAGGUCCGCGAAGACGGCAUCAAAGACGCGACGAGCGCAGAGAUUAUCGAAGAGGUGCCUGAGCACGUCGAUGAUAACACACACGCUGAAGUCUGGACGAAGCUUCUCGAGGAACCGUUCACACUCGACGCUCGCGAAUCUGCCGUGCACGGCAUCGACUCAACAACCACUGACGCCGAGGUCGACACGCAGCCGGAGGUCGACACGCAGCCGGAGGUCGACACGCAGCCGGA
This is a messenger RNA of Peniophora sp. CBMAI 1063, 407 nucleotides long. The record is from the annotation of a GenBank genome assembly. NCBI's taxonomy places the organism in Eukaryota, Fungi, Basidiomycota, Agaricomycetes, Russulales, Peniophoraceae.